AUGGCUGGCGCUUAUGAUACCGAACAACAAAGAAUGAUUGAUAGAAUUAAAUGCAUUACUUUCCGAGAAGCUCGUGAUGCUGGUGCAACAUUUAUAAAUAGACAAUGGAUUGCCGACAAAAUUCACCGUACGACUCGAUUUGUUACAGAAUGGUGGGAAAAAUCGUGUGACCAAUGUUUUGCUGAUUAUUCGAAUGCUGGUCCUAAACUCAAGUUAUCGAGAGCUGCUCAGGACAUUAUUCGUGAAGCAAGUGGUCACCAACGGAAAAGCGGUUCUGUCGUGGCGAAAGAGAUUGCAAAGAAACAAAAAGAAUAUGUUACUCGACAAACAGUUAAUAACUACCGUCGUAGGGAAGGAUUAAAGCCUUUUCAUGUUAUUUCAAGACCGUUAAAAUCUGAAACUCAUAUAUCAGAUCGAUUAUGGCUCUGUGAUUGGUUGAAAGAUUGGACUGAAGAAGAUUUUCUUCAUCUGGCACCAUCAGAUGAAUUUUAUGUUUGGACAGUUCGCAAACCAAAUUAUCAAAAUGAUAGGAUUUGGGCAAAAAGUGUUGAAGAUAUUGAAGACGAUGAAAGGUAUCGCGAAAUGGUUAAAAACCAAGCGUGUAUCGCUGAACAUGGUGCAACGUCAUUGCCAGUUGAACAUCGGCAUCUUAUCGAUACUCUGCUUGAUCGUCCAACAGUUGAUGGACGGUAUACGGCUGCAAUUCCGUCUCAACCAGUUUUAUUAGAAAUCGAUAAAACAGAUCUAGAUUAUUUUAAUAAAUUACUUGUCGAAUCUAAAUCAAAGACGAAUGUUAUUAAUUUAGAAUCAUCUUCUACACGUAAACGUGAUACUGAGUGGAUUAGAUUAUUUGAAAAAUAUAUCUCAAAAGUAAAUGAUAGUUGUGUAUUUAUGUAUCAAGACCAUCAUUUUUCCACUGCGAAAUCUAAUAAACCACCAACUAAUAAACAAUUUAUCAUCAGUGCUGAUGCUAAAUGUAAAUUUUCAGCGUGUACAUGUUCCUUCCAUGCUGUUGUACUGAGUAAUGGUGAACUCAUAAUAAAUUUUAAGGGACAUAUAGUUCAUAGUCCAUCAGAACAAAGAGCUCGUCCGAUUCGUGGAAUUUAUCGUCGUUCUAUAGCAGAAACUUUAAUAAAUUGA
Messenger RNA from Rotaria sp. Silwood1, 1140 nucleotides. The record is from the annotation of a GenBank genome assembly. NCBI's taxonomy places the organism in Eukaryota, Metazoa, Rotifera, Eurotatoria, Philodinida, Philodinidae.